AUGAUAAAAAACUAUAAAGUUAUUGAUAAUAAAUAGAUGUUCAUAAAAUUAUUAUCUUCUUAAUCUUAAACAACCAACAAUUAACUGCUACAAAAAACAUUAGUGUAAAAUAUGAAAAAUAAAUAAAUACAAUUAGUAAGUAUAAUAAAAAAAUAAAUAUUUUUAAUAAUCAUGUUUAAACUGAUUUUAAUAGUUAUCAAAUAAUAAAAUACUACCUUAAAUAAAUAAAUAAAUAAUUAAAUAAUUAAACAAAUAAAUAAAUAAAUGUAUAAAUUACAAAAUGUGAUUUUGAUUAAAUAUUCUUGA
This is a messenger RNA of Tetrahymena thermophila SB210, 306 nucleotides long. RefSeq names its product transmembrane protein, putative. NCBI's taxonomy places the organism in Eukaryota, Ciliophora, Oligohymenophorea, Hymenostomatida, Tetrahymenidae. The record is from RefSeq and is a predicted model, not a curated record. The transcript has a single exon.